AACCAGAACACGUAGCACUUCGUUUACCACUGAAACACAAAACCCCACACGACGUCGUCUUAAACCAUUUUCAUUCCAAAAAACCCUCCAUCACUGCGAAACAUUUCUUGAGAUUUCAAACAAUCUGCAGAAAGGGUCAUGUCUAUUGCGCAUCCUCUUCAUCUUAAUGGACUUACUGCAGGAGCAGUCAAUAUAUCACCUUGUUCAUCUCGAAGUGAUGGUAAAAGGACAUCACAGAUUAAAAUUCAAUCUCUGAACUGUACUUCAAGGAGCAUGUCUUGUGUUUGUAAUGCAAGUUCUGGUAGUUACAGGAGAAACCCCGACUUUCCAAAGCAAAACAAGCAGGGAUUUUCUCGCAGUAGAAACAAGCAAUUUGAAGAUAGAGAUGGCUCUGACAAUCUUGAAGAUUCUGAAAUAUUCCCUUCCAAGAAUGGGGCACUGCAUUCUAUGUCUGGUAACCCAAAAUACCAAGCUACAGCAGCUCCAGGCCCCAAGGAGAAAGAGAUUGUAGAGUUAUUUAGAAAAGUGCAGGCCCAACUCCGAGAAAGAGCUGCAAUCAAGGAAGAGAAGAAGAUUGAAGAACCACAAGUACAAGCUAAAAAGAAUGAAACAGUUGAUUCUCUCCUCAAGCUCUUAAGGAAACACUCAGUUCAGCAGGGGAAGCGAACUAAUAAUAGCUCUGUUAGUAGUAGUAGGGAUUUCAUACUGGACCAGCCUGAACUUAAUGGUUCAUUUACAACAGGGAAAAGCUCCAGUUUCUUCAGACCAAAUAACGAUGAGAAAAGCAAGUUCCAAGAAAGUGAACCCUCGUCUGUUGGCAGGCCCAUGUCAAGUUUUCGACGAAGAUCUCCAGUCCCUCAAUUUAAGAAACAACCCACUUAUGUGGAGGAAGAUACUGUGAGUUCUAUCACACAUACAAAUCAAGAGGAGAAACAAAAGGACACUUCUUACCUUGAGCAUGAAGUUGAGCAUAAGCCUAUACUUAAAUUAAAGGUUGACCCUGUUGGCCAUGAUGAUUCUCGAGUGGAAUCUGAUUCUGCUUUUCCUGAAGGAGACCUGUUUGGUGAGAUGUCUGAUGGUGAAAUGACAGAAACUGAUGAAAGCAAUAGCGAUGAGGAUGCAGAUGAGCAGAUUUUGAGCAAGGACAUAGACUUGAGCGGAAUGAAGCUAGUCGAGUUGAGGGCUUUAGCUAAAUCUCGUGGCAUGAAAGGUUUUUCAAAACUGAAGAAACAGGACCUCAUUCAGCUUUUAGCUGAAGAUUCCGUAUGAUCACCUCUAUACUUGCAGUAAACACAUUAAUUUGCUAGGCCAUUUUGAAUUAUGAUAUAUUUCAUUUAGAGGAACUGUCUUUGUGAUGUAGACUUUUGCUAUUAGUAAGAUCUUUCUUUUUAUCAA
This is a messenger RNA of Daucus carota subsp. sativus, 1395 nucleotides long. RefSeq names its product rho-N domain-containing protein 1, chloroplastic. The transcript has 2 exons. The record is from RefSeq and is a predicted model, not a curated record. Gene Ontology annotation, biological process: DNA-templated transcription termination. NCBI's taxonomy places the organism in Eukaryota, Viridiplantae, Streptophyta, Magnoliopsida, Apiales, Apiaceae. The coding region runs from base 139 to 1269 and encodes 376 amino acids.